ACAACGCGAUGAACAGAUCCCUGUUUCUAAUUCUUUUUGUGGGCAUCUCCUGCCUGGAGAUUCUCCAGGCGCGCUCUCUUCCGCAGGGAGAGCGGCAUAGAUUCGUGCGCAGAAGGAUCUCCCCCGACGAUCCAAAUCUGGAGAUCAUCGAGGUCAAGGAGGUGUUCUAUGUGCGGAGGCCCAAGAAGGUGGUGGUCCCAUUGGACGAGGACGAAAUCGAUUGGCGGAUCCGCUGCGACUUCGAACCAAAUCUCGCGGAGUGUAAGGAAUUGGUAAAGAAACCUGUGACUCCAAGUUUGCCUACCAGGCCACCAUCCACCACCACCACCACUACAACCACUCCGGCGCCCACAACCACCAGAAGCACCACUCGUAGAACAACCACCACCACUGAGCCUAUGGACCUCUGCGAUUUUGAUCCCACUGCGGAGGAAUGUGCACCGCCAACCACCAGCUCUACUAGCACCACAACCACUACAACUACCACUACAGAACGAUUAGAACUUCCGGAAUUAUCCUCUCCUGAAACUGAACCCCAACCUGAACCAGAACCGGAACCAGAACCAGAACCUGAACCAGAACCAGAACCGGAACCAGAACCUGAACCAGAAAACGAGGAGGAAGAUUACAAAGAUCCUGAAACCGAUUCGACGGCCGAUAAGGAAGCUGAGACCGAAGGUGACACCGAACCCAAGUGGGUUGAAGAACCGAAUAACGAUGAGGAUAUCGAAUUGGCAGAGGACGAUGGCGAGGGCGAUGAUGACACCGACACUCCGACGGAUCCCGAUGAUGGGGCUGAGUUUGAGGACUACGAGACCAACCUCGAUGACAACGGAACCCACUCGAUUGGCGCCCACGAUUCUGGCGCCUGGAAUUAGAUUUAAAUGGGAAGCAGUAAAGCUUAUAUGUUACUCUGAACGCAGGUCAAUAAAAUUAGUAAUAACGGAA
This is a messenger RNA of Drosophila ficusphila, 948 nucleotides long. RefSeq names its product salivary glue protein Sgs-3. Lineage: Eukaryota; Metazoa; Arthropoda; Insecta; Diptera; Drosophilidae. The record is from RefSeq and is a predicted model, not a curated record. Bases 9 to 878 code for a protein of 289 amino acids. The transcript is spliced from 3 exons.